Phascolarctos cinereus (koala) is the source of this 1880-nucleotide messenger RNA. NCBI's taxonomy places the organism in Eukaryota, Metazoa, Chordata, Mammalia, Diprotodontia, Phascolarctidae. The record is from RefSeq and is a predicted model, not a curated record.
UGAGCAUGUUUUUGAACACGUUAACACCGAAGUUUUACGUUGCCCUGACAGGCACUUCCUCACUAAUCUCAGGGCUUAUUUUGAUAUUUGAAUGGUGGUAUUUUCGGAAGUAUGGAACAUCUUUCAUUGAGCAAGUAUCAGUGAGUCAUUUGCGCCCCCUUCUGGGAGGGGUAGACAAUAACUCUCCCAGCAAUUCAAACACAAGUAAUGGGGAUUCCGAUUCAAACCGACAAAGUGUAUCAGAGAACUGGAGUGGAACAAAUGAUCUUGUCAGCUCUUGUGGCAUUGACCAUGGAUGGAUAGAGAUAGAAAGCCUUAGAGAGUGCAAGGUUUGGCGAAAUCCACUAAAUCUAUUUAGAGGGGCUGAAUAUAAUCGGUAUACAUGGGUAACAGGACGAGAACCUUUGACCUAUUAUGACAUGAAUCUUUCAGCACAAGACCAUCAGACAUUCUUUACAUGUGACACAGAUCAUUUGCGGCCAGCAGAUGCAAUCAUGCAGAAAGCCUGGAGAGAAAGGAACCCCCAAGCUAGAAUUUCUGCAGCACAUGAAGCCUUAGAGUUAAAUGAGUGUGCCACAGCAUAUAUCCUCCUGGCUGAGGAGGAAGCCACCACUAUCGUAGAGGCAGAGAAACUCUUCAAACAGGCUCUGAAGGCAGGAGAAGGCUGUUACAGACGUUCCCAACAGCUACAGCAUCAUGGAGCUCAAUAUGAAGCCCAACAUAGACGAGAUACCAAUGUCUUGGUCUACAUUAAAAGGAGGCUAGCGAUGUGUGCAAGAAAGCUUGGGAGGACCAGGGAGGCAGUGAAAAUGAUGAGAGAUCUAAUGAAGGAAUUUCCUCUCCUGAGCAUGUUCAACAUACAUGAAAACCUUUUAGAAGCUUUGCUGGAACUGCAAGCAUAUGCUGAUGUUCAAGCAGUCUUAGCAAAAUAUGAUGAUAUAAGCUUACCCAAAUCGGCAACAAUAUGCUACACAGCUGCAUUGCUCAAAGCAAGAGCUGUCUCUGACAAGUUCUCUCCAGAGGCUGCCUCCCGGCGAGGACUGAGCACGGCAGAGAUGAAUGCAGUAGAGGCCAUCCACAGAGCUGUAGAGUUCAAUCCUCACGUGCCAAAAUACCUACUAGAAAUGAAAAGCUUAAUCCUACCCCCAGAACAUAUUCUGAAGAGAGGAGACAGUGAAGCAAUAGCCUAUGCUUUCUUUCAUCUUCAGCACUGGAAGAGGGUGGAGGGGGCUUUGAAUCUUUUACAUUGUACGUGGGAAGGCACUUUUAGGAUGAUCCCUUAUCCUUUGGAAAAAGGUCAUCUUUUUUACCCUUAUCCAAUCUGUACAGAAACAGCAGACAGGGAACUGCUUCCAUCUUUCCAUGAAGUAUCAGUUUACCCAAAGAAGGAGCUUCCUUUCUUUAUUCUCUUCACUGCUGGAUUAUGUUCCUUCACAGCCAUGCUGGCCCUCCUGACACAUCAGUUCCCAGAGCUUAUGGGGGUCUUCGCAAAAGCUUUCCUCAGCACUUUGUUUGCCCCUUUAAAUUUCGUCAUGGAGAAAGUAGAAAGUAUCCUGCCAUCCAGUCUGUGGCACCAGCUGACAAGGAUCUAAGGGAAACACUCUCCCACCCCUGCCUUCCCCCACCUCUCUGUCCCCCCCACCCCCCGCAUCGACCCGACUGCCAUGAUACCUUCCAUGCCGACUCCUUGUUGACCGCGAGAAAGCAUGAUUUUUUUUUAAAGGGAAGCCAUUCUAAGACUUAAAAAAAAAAUUCUUCAUGGAUUGUCUGUUCUCAUAUUAAAAAAAAGUUUUUGUUGUACAAAAUACAUUGAUGUUCAGUUCUAUUAUAUUUUGCCUUCAGAAAAGAUAAAAAAAAUCUCAAAAAUAAACUUUUGUGUA